GGUUGUUAGAUGACGUUUUGGAAUAUGUGAGGGUCGAGGGGUCCGCACAAUUUGGCUCAAUUUCGAUGGGCCUUGUAACCCACAUGCUCCUACCGUGUAGGACACCGCUCUGUACUCAAACUUGCGAGGCACUUGUAAGCGGCAUUGUUCCGUGCAGCAUUCCUGGCGACACAACAUGUUAAUGCGUCAUGGCUCCUGUGGGUUACAGCUAGUCUUAUUUCCUAUUUCCUUGGUCGCUACGCUUCGAGGACCACGGGCGUCAACGCCAAAGCGGUACAGUUGUUCACCACGAGUUCGGUGACAGGCAGCAGUGCUUGCGAUGGAGGGCAGCAGUCCAACCCUGCAGCUACCACUCAGGACGACUGUCGUCCGAGGAAGGAUCUUGCCAUAUCCGAGGAUCGGCUGGGACAGAGGCAACAUCGAAUGACACAUGGUUUGCGUUUAAUGGGAUGCGCGCAAACGAAGUUUGUGCCGUACAACGCACGAGCGGUUCGUCAAGUGAUGAGUACGUGCAACAGACUCGGACACGGAGCCACAGCCUUGAAAGUAUUCGAUCUGAUGUUGGAUAGGGGUGCCGUUCCAAAUACACAUGCCAUUGCCAAGCUUGUGUCCGACAAAUUCUUAAAUCUCGUCGCUGGCACCCUCAAUGACAAACGCAUUUGGGAAGACGGGCCGUGACUUAUUGUUUAAUGGAAGCUCAUGGGCUUUCAUCGCCGGCUGUCACCCGGAAUCGCUUGUUUCUUGCAUGCGGCAAUCUCCGUCCCGAUAGCAUAUUGCGGUGCUUUGUAACGGUUUUGCACGGUGGUGGUAUUCUCAGCAUUCGGGCAUACCGUAACAUCGUGGUGGCCCACCAGUGGUCGGAUCCAGCAUUCGCGUUAAAGGUGUUCAACGAGAUGGAGUGGCUGGGAUAUAAAGCCGACAAGGCGGCGUCAGUCUUGGUUGCUUGUUGCCAGCUUGGUAUGCACGAAGAAGUUCAGCAGUUGUUCAUGCAGAUGGCAAGCCGUGCGCUGGAACCCAAUGCAAAGUCUUCUGGGAUCAUGGUCAACUCGUACUCAUCCAACAACGAACCCGAGAAGGAUCUCGCACUUUUCGCGACGAUGCGCAACAGGUGCUUCAAGCCCGAUCGUUUUGCCUACCACCAUGGGAUCCUCUCCUGCAUCGCGCUCCGGCGCAUUCAGUACGGCGUUGAAUUGUACGAGGAUGCGGUUACGGCAAAUAUGGCCCUCUGCGUUUCCACGUGCGUCGUUCUGAGGUCAGAGUGCCAGAAGUUUGGUCGUCAUCGGUUGGCUGACAAGAUCAUGGCAGACAUGGCACGCUCGAGAGCAAUAAAUGCCGAGCAGGGGCCUGCCUCGCACGCAUUGUGAGGUCGAAUGCGCCAUUGCCGGCGAGUGUCCCAGGAAUGCGCGGCAAGUUGUGUGUUGCAAUCUGGUAUGGUUGCCCCAUUGGCAUGGCGUCGUUUAGUGUGCCGUUGAUAGCUGAUUUCUUCGUAAUGCACGCUGUACAUCGCGGAGCGGAAGCACCCCGGAAUGGUGGCCAGGGAGUUUUCAACAUGUUUGUUGAUUUCUUGUUUGCCCGUAGUGGUGGCAACCCUUCCCCCCAACGUUUCUUCUUGUCAUUCUCACAUUCCUCCUCGGCACUCUCCUUGCCGUGCUACGUCUGGGACCAUGGGCUGCUCAAUUGCUCCUUCGACGCCAUUCGCCCUCGGGGACAGUGGCUAACUGUUGCUAUCUGUGUGAGGCGCACUGCACCGACAUCGUGAGCCUGGUCCGGUUGCUGCUCGAUCGGUGAGAAAAGGCGCUCCAGCAAAUGCAGGCAUCAAGUCUCAGCUGUGCCGCAUCGAGGAUGGCCGCUGUCUGAACUUUUUGUUCUCUCCCUCCUGAGGUGCGCACACCUACGCGGCGCCGAGCUGUCUUGCUUUCUCAGAGUUCGCGCCGAGGGAGAUCGUGGUGCAAGCGUUCGAUUCCGAAGCCGAGCUGCCGCGUGUCCACGCUUUUGGAGAGAGAGAGAGAGAGA
Messenger RNA from Prorocentrum cordatum, 2013 nucleotides. NCBI's taxonomy places the organism in Eukaryota, Dinophyceae, Prorocentrales, Prorocentraceae. The record is from the annotation of a GenBank genome assembly.